Molecule: messenger RNA, 1113 nt
Organism: Penicillium chermesinum
Lineage: Eukaryota; Fungi; Ascomycota; Eurotiomycetes; Eurotiales; Aspergillaceae
Product: isocitrate dehydrogenase (NAD(+)) IDH2
Exons: 6
Coding region: 1-1113 (370 amino acids)
Biological process (GO): tricarboxylic acid cycle; isocitrate metabolic process
Cellular component (GO): mitochondrion
Molecular function (GO): isocitrate dehydrogenase (NAD+) activity; magnesium ion binding; NAD binding
Source: RefSeq, a predicted model, not a curated record
AUGCUUGCUGCCAGAAACUUUUCCGCUGCUCGCCAGUGCUUGCGCUCCGUCCGCAUCACUCCCAGCUUCGUGACCCCCAUCGCUCAGAUCCGAAACGUCUCCAGCUCUUCUGAGGAUGCUGUCGCCAAGUUCAAGGGCCAGAAGGGUGCCGAUGGCAAGUUCACUGUUACUUUGAUCGAGGGUGACGGUAUCGGCCCCGAGAUCGCUCAGUCGGUCAAGGACAUUUUUGAGGCUGCCAAGGCCCCUAUUAAGUGGGAGUCCGUCGAUGUCACUCCAAUCCUCAAGGACGGCAAGACCGCCAUUCCCGACGAGGCCAUCAAGAGUGUGCAGAAGAACUUUGUUGCCCUCAAGGGUCCUCUCGCCACUCCCGUCGGAAAGGGACACGUUUCCCUGAACCUGACUCUCCGCCGUACCUUCAAUCUACCCCCCUAUGACAACGUCGACACCGUCCUGAUCCGUGAGAACACGGAGGGUGAAUACUCCGGCAUUGAGCACGUUGUUGUGGAUGGUGUUGUGCAGAGCAUCAAGCUCAUCACCAAGGAGGCCUCCGAGCGUGUCCUGCGUUUCGCCUUCCAGUACGCCCAGUCGAUCCAGAAGAAGAAGGUCCGCGUCGUGCACAAGGCCACCAUCAUGAAGAUGUCCGAUGGUCUGUUCCUCAACACUGCCCGCGACAUCUCCAAGGACUUCCCCGAUGUCGAGUUCGACGCUGAGCUGCUGGACAACUCUUGCCUGAAGAUCGUCACCGACCCCACUCCUUACAACGACAAGGUCCUUGUUAUGCCCAACCUGUACGGUGACAUUCUGUCCGACAUGUGCGCCGGUCUGAUCGGUGGUCUUGGUCUGACCCCUUCCGGUAACAUUGGUGAUGAGUGCUCCAUCUUCGAGGCCGUCCACGGUUCUGCUCCCGAUAUUGCUGGCAAGGGCCUUGCCAACCCCACUGCUCUGCUUCUCAGCAGUAUCAUGAUGCUGCAGCACAUGGGUCUGCACGACCACGCCAACCGCAUCCAGAAGGCUAUCUUCGACACCUUGGCUGAGGGCAAGGCUCUUACCGGUGACCUUGGUGGUAAGGCCAAGACUCAUGAGUAUGCUGAGGCUAUCAUCAAGCGUCUGUAG